AUGACUAGUGAUGAUAAAAGUAUAAGUAACAAUGAUAAAGAAUUUGAGAUAAGUUACAGAUUAAUUAUAAAAAUAGCAGAAGAGUCUUUAUUAUCAGCAAAAUGGUUUAAAGAAUAUGAUACACUUGUAUCAACUGAUUAUAAUAUAGUAUUCAAAACAUCAAAAGAGACUAGUACUCAGUUGGCCGAUAUACAAAACUUCAUUAAAUUUAAAGCUGAAUCUAUAAA
Racocetra persica is the source of this 227-nucleotide messenger RNA. The record is from the annotation of a GenBank genome assembly. Lineage: Eukaryota; Fungi; Glomeromycota; Glomeromycetes; Diversisporales; Gigasporaceae.